ACUUCAGCAGUACCGAUAACGUCUAUACUAGCUGCUAGCCAAUCGCUUGAGCCCUAUCUUCCCAUUCUAUUAUCUGGAAUCAGCAAAUUGGAAAUCGUACGAUACGACGUCACCGCCGCUACACCGUAGGCAAAGGAGAGAAGCGAUGGAACCUAUCUCGCCCCGGGAAGCCUUGCAACCCUAUCUCAAGCCAGAUACCACGAAAGUUAUCGUCAGGUUCAAGUCUGUCGGAUCGGCACCGAUCAUGAAGCAGAAUUAUUACAAGAUCACGGGAUCUCAUCCUUUCUCGGCGGUGCAUACGUUUCUACGGAAAGAGCUAGGUUGGGGCAAACCGGGUGGAACGUCAGCAACUGGAGGAGAGCUCUUUCUGUAUAUCAACUCGGCGUUCGCUCCAGCGCCGGAUGAUACGGUUUCGAACCUGUACAAGAGCUUUCAGACGGACGGUCAGCUGAUAGUCAACUAUAGCACGACGCCUGCAUGGGGUUGAACGUACAAGCCUCUCAGGACUGAAUUGACGACAUAUAACGAGAUUUACACUUCACGAAGCUGGACGACGUGUACUGGAGAGAUUACUGAAAGACCUUCGAUGCUGUAAAUAUACCUCUGCGUUUCAUCGACAGAUUGUUGUGGAUACACUCAAUCACUCAGCAUGGGUUUGAGGUCACAAUGAGCAAUCUCUUUGUGGUUCGCAACGACUUGAAUGACCACAACCCAGCCUAUCGACCGAUUGAUCGAGCUGAUGGACAGCUCGUCUGUUAUGAUGCGUUCGAACACGGUUACUCGAUUUAUGCGUUUCUAAGUCAGUCUGGGUGACGAAUGAGGCUGAUCGACCGAACGGCGAUCAACGACCUAGCAUGCA
Messenger RNA from Filobasidium floriforme, 859 nucleotides. RefSeq names its product ubiquitin-like protein Atg12. Bases 146 to 487 code for a protein of 113 amino acids. The transcript is spliced from 5 exons. NCBI's taxonomy places the organism in Eukaryota, Fungi, Basidiomycota, Tremellomycetes, Filobasidiales, Filobasidiaceae. Gene Ontology annotation, biological process: nucleophagy; autophagy of mitochondrion; C-terminal protein lipidation. Gene Ontology annotation, cellular component: cytoplasm; Atg12-Atg5-Atg16 complex; phagophore assembly site membrane. The record is from RefSeq and is a predicted model, not a curated record.